Molecule: messenger RNA, 2098 nt
Organism: Guillardia theta CCMP2712
Lineage: Eukaryota; Cryptophyceae; Pyrenomonadales; Geminigeraceae
Exons: 3
Coding region: 1-1962 (653 amino acids)
Biological process (GO): protein ubiquitination; protein phosphorylation
Molecular function (GO): protein kinase activity; ATP binding; ubiquitin-protein transferase activity
Source: RefSeq, a predicted model, not a curated record
AUGGACUCAAUAUCCAGCAACAGGGAUGAGUGGUGUCAAGAACUGGAAGAUGAACGAAUGAUAUCGAACAGCAAGCAUUGCAGAAGCCUCGUCGUCACAAACAGAGAUGGAAGGCGAUGUGUUGAGAAGCGAUACUCAUUGGAAUUCCUUGAAGAGAAGAACAUUCAUCUUGAAGACCUGAAUAGAAUGGUCGGGUUGCUCAAGGAAUUGAGGCAUCCAAACAUAAUUCGGGUGCGAGAGAGCUUCCACAACACAAUGUAUUGGAUCCUGGUCAAAGAGUUUUCGAAAGCAAAGACGCUGGAGCAGCUGAUAUGCGAAGAGAAUGAUUUGUCGAGGAAGAAUGUCAUGGUGUUAGCGGAUCAGCUCACUUCAGCCCUCAAAUAUCUCCACAAGAUGGGCACCCCGCACGGAAACCUGAAACCCAGCAACGUGCUGGUGGCGGAGGAUUGUCACCUGCAUGUCUGUGACAUGCAGCUCUCUAGCGAGCUCUGCCCUCCGGAAGCAAGCAUGGUCUACUGUAGCCCAGAGAGAUUCCAAGACGGGAAAGCAUCGUUCCACGACGAUGUUUGGGCUAUGGGGUGCGUGUAUCUUGAGAUGAUACUGUUGGAGGUCUGCAAGGAAUCGUUCUGGAAGGUUGUCAAUGGUCAGGUUGAGCUGAGGGACAAUUUGUUGGGCAAGAUCUACUUGUUCUCAAGCUGCUUCGGGCUGAUCAUCAAGAGGCUGUUGAGCGUCGAUGUUCACUUGAGGCCCACAACGGAGCAGGUCGAGACGCUCCUGUCCGUGUACAACAACGUAGAGGAGCCUUACCAGCUCUGCUGCCCUAUCAUGGGAGUGAUGUACCGAGAUCCUGUCUUCGUGCCUGGAUCUGGCAACACCUACGAGCGCAGCGCCAUCCAAAGUUUCUGGCGGAACAGAACCCCUGGCACGAGGCCCCGAGACCCUCUCACGAACAUCGACCUGCCGACGGAGACUGUCUACGUCAACUGGGACAAGAGGAGAGAGGUUGCUGCAUGGCUGGCUGAGCAUGCAGACUACGUGCCGUACGGAUGGUCUAGCAGGUGCGACGUGCCUCCAGUAGAAUCUCGAUUGGGAGAUGCGUUGGCUGGAACAGCUCACUUGCAGCCGGGAGGGGUCUUGGGAUACAACUUGUUGUGGUUGGCAGACGUUCUUGUGCAGAAUUCUUCGAUUCUGUUUCUGCUCCUUGCAACCGUCUUCUACGCCCUGGGCUUGCACGAGCUGUCGCAGUACGAUUGGAUGAACUGCCCCAACGACAAGUCGAUGGCGGAGAGUUCAGCUGUCAUGGAGUAUCCGGUGCCCAAGGGGAGCCGGCUUCAGAUCCUGGAGGUCUCCUCAUGCUCCGAGCACCAGCUCUCGGUGAAGGUGCCAGCAGCCAACCUCUUCGACUUUCACUUCGACCGCUUCGGGAUCUCCCUCAUCAUCCUCGGCGUCGUCUGGCUGUGGACGCGGACAGCGUGCAAGGUCAACGCUCCCCUCCCCUUCAUCAUGUGCUCCGCCCCUUUCUGGCUGGUAGGCAGCCACCUGUUCCGUGACUCGCUCCGUCCUCUCUACGAAGACAUCGACCUCAAGGUCGGGCCGGGGAUCCUUGAGAUCAGCUCCACCCUCUUCGGGCUGGCGUGCCGGACGAGGGCGAUGCAGCUGAGGGACGUGCAGGCAGUGAGGCAGAGCUCGGGGAUGCAGCGGAACGACGAGCUGCUGAGCGAGCUUGAGAUCCAUCAGGGAGCACGAGUGCACAGGUGGGGGACUGUGCUGUCCUCCUUGGAGGUGCACUACGUUAAGAAGGUGGUGGGGGAGUACAUCAUACGGCAGGAGGAGGAGCUCAGAGAUGGAUGCAGCAGACAGCAAGCAGGAGGGGGAGGGUGCCGCUGGUGGCUGCAGACCAACGAGGAGCUGAUGAGGCAGUUUGCGGAGGGCCGCGAACAGGCUUCGUACGAGAGGAUGUGAGGGCGUGUAGAGGACGAGGAUGUGUGACGACGGUAGUGAAGUGAGAUGUUGUGAAGUGAGGUUCUGUGAGACUUGUACAUGGUGACUUGUUACUUUGAAAGUUUUUGCAUGCUAUACUUAAUGAAGGUUGAGCUCU